AUGUCUGCCAACGGCGACCGAAAAUACGACAUCGACUCCGAAUCCGACUCGGGCGAGUCCAUCAACAAUGCUCCCGGCGAUGGCUUCGAUAGCAAGCCCCUCAAGUCGGCCCUGAAGAAGGGCAGCCAGCCCGCUCCCGAAGACACGGUCGCGAAGCCGUACCUCCCGCCCCAGACCGACCCCAAAGACCUCGAUGUCGCCAGCCUGACGCCCCUAACACCCGAGAUUAUCGCCCGCCAGGCCACCAUCAACAUUGGAACCAUCGGCCACGUUGCCCACGGAAAGUCGACCGUCGUCAAGGCCAUCUCUGGCGUUCACACUGUCCGCUUCAAGAACGAGCAGAUUCGCAACAUUACCAUCAAGCUCGGCUACGCCAACGCCAAGAUCUACAAGUGCGACAACUCAGCCUGCCCGCGCCCUACCUGCUACCGCAGCUACAAGAGCGACAAGGAGGUUGACCCUGCGUGUGAGCGCGAUGGAUGCGGUGGCACCUACAGACUGUUGCGUCACGUUUCGUUCGUCGAUUGCCCAGGUCACGAUAUUCUCAUGAGCACCAUGUUGUCAGGUGCCGCCGUCAUGGACGCCGCCCUACUCCUAAUUGCCGGCAACGAACCCUGCCCCCAGCCUCAGACCUCCGAGCAUUUGGCCGCCAUUGAGAUUAUGAAGCUGGACAAAGUCAUCAUUCUACAGAAUAAGGUCGAUCUGAUGAGAGAAGAGGCCGCCCAGCAACACUAUGACUCCAUUCUCAAGUUCAUCCGCGGCACCGUCGCCGGCCAGUCGCCUGUCAUCCCCAUCUCUGCUCAGCUCAAGUUCAACGUCGAUGCUGUCAACGAGGCCAUUGUUAACACCAUUCCUGUGCCGCCUCGUGAUUUCAGCCAGCACCCUCAGAUGAUUGUCAUCCGAUCCUUUGACGUCAAUAAGCCUGGUGCAGAGAUUGACGAGCUCAAGGGUGGUGUUGCCGGUGGCUCCAUCCUGCACGGUGUCGUCAAGCUCGGUGACGAGGUGGAGAUCCGCCCUGGUAUUGUGUCCCGCGAUCAGAGCGGUGCCAUCAAGUGCACGCCCAUCUUCAGCCGUGUGGUGUCACUUAACUCCGAGUCCAACGAUCUUAAGUACGCCGUUCCUGGUGGACUAAUUGGUGUCGGUACCCGCAUCGACCCUACCCUCUGCCGUGCCGAUCGUCUGGUCGGCUUCGUGCUCGGUCUCAAGGGCCGUCUUCCCGAGAUUUACAGCGAGAUUGAGAUCAACUUCUACCUCCUCCGCCGCUUGCUCGGUGUCAAGACUGCUGAUGGCAAGCAGGCCAAGGUUGCCAAGCUGGCCAAGAACGAGGUCAUCAUGGUCAACAUUGGCUCAACGUCUACCGGUGCCAAGGUUGCCGCCAUCAAGAAUGAUGCUGCUAAACUUAUCCUGACCAACCCUGCAUGCACGAGCAUUGGCGAAAAGGUUGCUCUAUCGCGCCGUAUCGAGAAGCAUUGGCGCCUUAUCGGUUGGGCCACGAUUGCUGCUGGUGUCACGCUUGAGCCUAGUAGCUCCUAA
This is a messenger RNA of Akanthomyces muscarius, 1533 nucleotides long. RefSeq lists its product as uncharacterized. The transcript has 2 exons. Gene Ontology annotation, molecular function: GTP binding; translation initiation factor activity; tRNA binding. Gene Ontology annotation, biological process: positive regulation of translational fidelity; formation of translation preinitiation complex. NCBI's taxonomy places the organism in Eukaryota, Fungi, Ascomycota, Sordariomycetes, Hypocreales, Cordycipitaceae. The record is from RefSeq and is a predicted model, not a curated record. The coding region runs from base 1 to 1533 and encodes 510 amino acids. Gene Ontology annotation, cellular component: eukaryotic translation initiation factor 2 complex; cytosol.